Molecule: messenger RNA, 1864 nt
Organism: Drosophila willistoni
Lineage: Eukaryota; Metazoa; Arthropoda; Insecta; Diptera; Drosophilidae
Product: transcription factor SPT20 homolog
Exons: 4
Coding region: 107-1660 (517 amino acids)
Source: RefSeq, a predicted model, not a curated record
CAGUUAUCAACACUGCGGUCUGGCCCCAAUUUCUCGCGACGGACUUAAUACAUUAUUUUGUUCUUAGUUUUAAUAUAAUAUUGUUGAUAGGAAUAAAAAGAAGAAAAUGACUUGCGGUCUCUGCUUUGACCAGGGGGAUGCCGGUAGUACAGUCAAAUGCCUCUUGAACGCUUUGGAGUCCAUUAAGGCUCAUGUCUUGAUGCUGCAGAAAACAUCUUCCAAUGAUGCCAAGACCAUAAGCGAUUUGCAAACGCGCAAUGAGAAACUUCACAAAGCCUUGGAGCUCAGACAGAAAGAAAUAGACUCAAGGAUUAAUCCCAACAUUCAUGUCGACAAGAAAAUGAAAUUUUCACCAAUUAAGAAGACUGAUUCUCCAUUGCCACAAAGUCAAAACUCAUUGAACAUGAAUAUAGCCAUAAAUAGUUUCGAAAUAUCUCCAUCUGAUGAUGAGUUGAUUGAAGACGAGGAUGAAACCAUUGCAGAGACUGAAAGUGCUACCAAACGUACACCCCGCAAACUUUGCCGCAAGUUGGAUGUGAAAAAUGUUGAGAAUGUGCAACCCGCGAUUAAUUGGAUGGGGAAGACACCAAAUAGUCAAUCCCUGAACAAGUUAUCCUUGACGCGGCGCAGUUCCAAGCUUAAGCAAACACGAUUACAAUUCCAGCCCGAUAAGCAAAGUCAGCAGGAGGUAAUAGUGGAAAGUCCUAAUCUAUUUACGUCUCUGAAACAGGCCAAGCAAUCACAAACACGUUCUCUGCUUCAAAAAAACGUCAAAGACAUCGACUUCGCCUUCAACAACGACAGCAGCAACAGCAGCAACAACAACAACAACAACAGCAGGAGCAACGAAAACAGUAUCAUUAAGACGACGGGUCAACAACCAUAUUUUGAUCUGGAGAAGGUUGAUGAGGAUGAACUGCUGCAACUGUCUGAGCAAUCCAUGUUACCGCCACCUGCAACAUUGCCAACGAUAAAAACAAGCAACACUACCUCAGACAGUUUGAUCCUAUUGACUCCCUCUAGCCAGGACAUCGUCUUCUUAGACGACAGCUCUGAUGACAUUAGUAAUUUGGGGACAAUGGACCUUAUGGCCGAGGUUAUGAAAGAAGAUCAAACAAAGGCCUUAGAAUUGUAUGAGCAGCGUAUGAUUCAGCAACAAAAACAUAAAACAUCAACUGCUACAAAUAUACUUGCUCGUCCUUCAACACAAACAUGUGUCAAGGAGGAACCGCAAUCACAGACUGGCCCAGAUGCGGGAAAUGAGUCGACCAAACUGCCUGAAGAGAUUGAGAGAUACAUCGCGGAUGAUGUAAAAGAGGAGGAAAAAGCCAAUGAAUCUGCUGAAAUGGUAGAGGAACCGUUUCCUCGUCCACAGGUGAUCAAGCAGGAAAAGGAAUUGACCCUAAAAGAAAAAUAUAACAUCGAAUGCGAGGAAUGUGAAAAGCUUAUCAAUUUUAUGGGUGCCAAUUUGAAUGAAGAGAAAAUACGAGGAUAUCUAAGCAGAUGUCGUCAUCAGAAUAAUGCACCUUUGACUCCGCCUGGCUUUUGGAAUCCCCUAAUGGUAUCCUUGGCCCCAGACGAUCCUCGUAAUGAAGUUUUGAUAGACACACGAUUCAAAUCAAAGGACCAACCACAUAAACAGCAAAAAUCAAAAAAAUAAAAAUGCUGCUGCUAUAUCAAUUUAUUUUGCAUAUCGUCGAAAUAAUAAUUUACAAAUUUCCACGUUUGGCCUGUUCAAUUUCAAUGGCCGUAAAUAAGGACUUGAAGUUGCCGGCACCAAAGCCCUGAAAAAAAUAAUUUGUUAAUGUUUUAAGUUUUAGGAAUAAAUAAUAGGUAUAUAAAUAUUGCAAUUUAGCUAAACUUA